Blumeria graminis f. sp. triticale is the source of this 69-nucleotide messenger RNA. The record is from the annotation of a GenBank genome assembly. NCBI's taxonomy places the organism in Eukaryota, Fungi, Ascomycota, Leotiomycetes, Helotiales, Erysiphaceae.
AUGUAUUACAAUCACUCUCGGGAUGCUACUACUAGAUCUAUUCAGAAAUACUGCACCAUCCAUCCAUAA